This is a messenger RNA of Dryobates pubescens (Downy woodpecker), 2754 nucleotides long. RefSeq names its product MET transcriptional regulator MACC1 (gene MACC1). Bases 1 to 2754 code for a protein of 917 amino acids. The transcript is spliced from 6 exons. Lineage: Eukaryota; Metazoa; Chordata; Aves; Piciformes; Picidae. The record is from RefSeq and is a predicted model, not a curated record. Gene Ontology annotation, molecular function: protein binding. Gene Ontology annotation, cellular component: cytoplasm.
AUGGAGGAUCCUGAAAGUCUGUACAGACCUGUGAUAGCACAGCUGGGUGACUGUCAGGCUUACCCUGACCUCAGCCUUACAUCCUGCCUGAGUGCAAAUCAGCAGCUGAACAGAUUGCCAUUAGAUGAAGGGUACCACGUUGUGCUGCAGCUGCAGCGCCUGGCAGGCUUGCUGCAAAUUAGUAAGACCCACUCCGAGGAAAACACUUCCAGUAGUGGAACAGAUUCCAUAACCAGUGGAGAGAUUCCACGGAGCAGGUCCGAGGGGACUUUGAUUGAUGUGGAUAACCAGACACCUUCAUCCAACUACAAUAUCAAUGAAAAGAAAUUGGAUUUGGAUAUUGACUGGUCUGAUGUAUUCAAACAUGCCCAGGCUGUUUCUAAGACAAAUCCUUUCUGGAACGAACUGUCAGCAUCCAACCCUUUUGUACAUGACAUAGCUGCUUCAAAUAGAAAUGAGAAUAACAAAUACCUUUCAGUCUUAAAAGAAAAGCCAUAUUUGUUCUCUGCAGUUUCGAGCAACAGGGAUUCUUUGGCUUCCUCAGGUGAUGAGCUAGAUAUUGAUUGUCUUCUAAGAAGGACUUCAGUAAGAAGAUCUGGACGAUCCAAGAGUGUCUCUGACUUCCUGGAUAUUGUUGAUAACCAAAAAUUUAAUCUUCACAAGAUAGCACCUCAAAAAACUAUAGCUUCAGACAUGACAUGGCUUCAAAAUGACCUCAAGGCCUACAAAAGGGCUUGGUUGAGUCACCGACAACUCACGCGGUCUUGCCUAGAUUUAGAAGCCAUGAGCCAUAGUCCAGGGUGGGCACAAACACAAGCUACAGACAUUCAUGUGGUUUGCAAACUGAAUCAUGAAGGGGGUUCAGUACAGCUACCCGAUUCGGAUAUCAAUGUUCAUGUCCCUGUUGGUCAUGUAUCACCUGGGGAAUUCCAAGAAGUUGGUUUGAAGGCCAUCCUUAACCCUCCGUCACUGUUUAACAAUGAGCUGUCUAGCACCAUAAGUCCUCUGAUAGAACUUACACUGAGCAACCUCAACACAAAGGAAGCCAUUUUCCUAGAGGUGAAAGUUGCUGCUAAAGUGAAGAAUGAUCCCCUUAGCCAAGUUAUGAGUGAUAUUGUGUGUUUUAUGAGUCUCAACAAAGAAGGGCCUUUUAAGAAACUAGAGAAUUGCUAUACUUAUCAAGACACCAUACAAGUGAAGCUAAGCAAACUCAGUCAUGUGAUGUAUGCAGUGAUUGUUGUACAAGCAAACAAAAUCCAGCCUCCAGCAACUAAUGUCUGGGACUAUGUUCAUAGAACAGUUUCAGUUGGAAUUUAUGGUCCCAAAUACAUUCAUCCGUCUUUUACAGCGGUUUUUGCAGUCUUCGGUCAUAACUACAUUCCAGGAAAACUCACAGUUUGUGAUAUAAAAAAAGGAGGGAAAAAUAUGCCUCCUGUUGUGUUUCAGCUGUGGGGAAAACAUACAUUUCUGCUAGAAAAGCCACAAGAUCUAAACAUUUCUUUGGUAUCCUGCGAUCCAGAUUUUGAAGUGAAGAUGGAAGAUCAAAGCAAAAAUAUUAAAGGGGAGGAGCUGAAAACUGGUGAAAUGGUCCGCCAACAAUUCCUGUUUUCCAUGCUUGGAUGUAGGGAGAUGCAUUUCUUUGUUUUCCUUGUUCAGAUUAAAAUCUUAAAAAGUAAGCAAGUCACACAGUUCCAUGUUACAACUCCUGAUCCGGCUCCAAAAUUAAGUGGAAUUAUCAACAGGCCGAAGCGCCUACAGGACCGCAAAGAAAUCAAGUCUGCGCCUUUGCUUUUAAUACCGACAGUUAAAUACCCCAAGUUUCAAGACAAAACUUUAAGUGUUAACACAUAUGGAGUGGCUUUGAAAACUGUAUUACGUCAAAAUAAGAUUGACUAUUUGCUAGAAUAUUUUAAAGGGGACACAAUAGCCCUUCUUGGUGAAGAUAAAGUAAAAGCCAUUGGGCAAACUAAAGUAAAAGAGUGGUACGUGGGAGUUCUCAGAAGAAAGGUUGGUCUUGUGCAUUGCAAAAAUAUUAAAGUGAUUUCCAAAGAACAGGCUAUGGACACUGCUGACAGCGUGCUAACAACCAAGAAUCUUGUUGAACAAAUUGCGUUGCCGUUCAAGAAAUUGACUUACAUCUACUCAGUCGUUCUGUCGACAGUAUCGGAGAGUGUCUAUGACUGGAGAGCUUUGGCUGAGGCGCUGGGAUAUUCACAUAUGUCUUUGGAUGACUUUGAUGAGGCACAUGCUGAUAAGGAAUCAGAGAGAAUUGCACAUGUUGUGAAGAAGAUGAAGGAAGACUGCCAUGCUAACAAAAAGAAAAGGCUAUUUCUUUAUGAUCUCAUUGUUGCACUUUUGAAAAUAGAUUGCCAGGGAUUAGUGGCACGUCUCACCCAGGACACCAUCGUUUUGACUUCAGCUGUCAAGCUUGGAAAAUACUGGCGGGAGCUUGCAGAGAAGCUAGCCCGACUCACAAAGCAGCAAAUUGAGGCAUACGAGGUACCUCACCAAGGGAAAAAUGGAACAGUAGCUCUAGAGAUGAUGUGGAAACCUGCAUAUGACUUCCUCUACACGUGGGCUGCUCAUUAUGGAGAUAGCUAUAGGGACGUCUUACAGGACCUGCAAUCAAGCUUGGAUAAAAUGAAAAACCCAGUAACGAAACAGUGGCGCGAGUUAACUGGAACGCUAAUUCUUGUGAACUGCAUGGAUGUGUUAAGGGCAAAUGCUUUCUCCAAAAUGGAGGAAGACGAAUAG